Cornus florida is the source of this 387-nucleotide messenger RNA. RefSeq names its product basic blue protein-like. Gene Ontology annotation, cellular component: plasma membrane. Lineage: Eukaryota; Viridiplantae; Streptophyta; Magnoliopsida; Cornales; Cornaceae. The coding region runs from base 1 to 387 and encodes 128 amino acids. Gene Ontology annotation, molecular function: electron transfer activity. The record is from RefSeq and is a predicted model, not a curated record. The transcript is spliced from 2 exons.
AUGUCUCAAAGAAGGGGCAUUGCAGGUCCAGCCAUGUUCAUUGUGGUUGCACAACUUUGCCUUCUGGUUCACUUUGAGCCGGUCCAUGGGGUAACUUAUUUAGUUAAUGGCGGUGCUGGUUGGAACUCUAACCAGAAUGUGAGUAAUUGGCCUAAUGGCAAACACUUUAAGGCCGGUGACAAGCUUGUUUUCAACUAUGAUAAAUCUCUUCACGAUGUGGCUGUGGUAAACCAGGAUGGUUACAACAGUUGCAAGACUCCGGCCGGUUCAAAAGUGUUCCAUACAGGGCUGGACGCGAUAACCCUUCCAAAGGGACAAAAUUACUUCAUAUCUGAUUUUCCAGGGGACUGUGAUUCUGGGAUGAAGAUUACCGUCAAUGCUGAAUAA